Spinacia oleracea (spinach) is the source of this 2449-nucleotide messenger RNA. RefSeq names its product zinc finger CCCH domain-containing protein 43. Lineage: Eukaryota; Viridiplantae; Streptophyta; Magnoliopsida; Caryophyllales; Amaranthaceae. The record is from RefSeq and is a predicted model, not a curated record. The transcript has 6 exons. Bases 243 to 2201 code for a protein of 652 amino acids. Gene Ontology annotation, molecular function: mRNA binding; metal ion binding.
ACAGAUGUCUCCGGUCUUUGUUCGCCCAAAUUCUAACUUCUUUUUUCCGCAUACCAAAUGCGGAAUGAAUGCCCCUUUAAAGUCCUUGACCUCAAGUAGUACAGUAGAGUACAGUACAGUGCUCCGUAAGUUAACAAGUGGGUUAAACUCAGCCCUUCCUCUGUUCUCUCUCUCCUUUUUAUUCUGCGGCAAAAUCAACCCUUCCCAUUUUUUUAGGGUUUUGUAAUGUUGGAGCUUCAACAAUGGAGUUAGGGUUAGAUUCUUCAUCAACGACCUGCCCUUUAGGGCUUUCUCUUUCUAAACAACAAGAAAUUUCUGCAAUUGACUCUCCAGAACAUCCUUCUCCCUCCUUCGAUGAUCAUCAAUCUUCCGAUUCCAUCAAUGAUAACCUCGGUUCCCUCACUCUUGUCGAGGUCCCCGACAUCAAUCGCGGAGAUCUCACGGCGGAGAGAGAAAAUAACGAUGAAGAGAAUGGGGAGAUUGAGAGUGUGAGAAAGGAUGAAUUGAGUGGUAGAAGUAGUAGUGGUAGUUUUCACACCGAAAUCGACGCCGCGGACAACAAUGUCAGCUUAGACGGCGAUCUUACGGCGGAGACAGAUAAUCACGAGGAGAAUUGGGAGAUUGAGAAUGUGAGCAAAGGCGAGGAUAGUGAAAAGGAGUUAAGUUGUAGAAUUAGUAUUAAUAGGCUUCAAACUGAAAUUGGCUCUGCCUACGAUAAUGGCGGUGACGACAGUAAUCGCACGGAGGAGGGAGAAAACAACGAAGAACAUAAUGUGGAGGAAAAGCAGGAGAUUGAGAAUCCGAGGAUAGAUGAUGAGGACGGUGAAAAGGAGUUAACUUGUAGAAGUAGUAGUAAUAGUAAUAUGUUUCAGACCGAGAUCGACGCGGAUAACAAUGGCGUCGAAGGAGGUUUUAGUACAGAAGAGAAAGAAAACAGUGAAGAAGAGAUUGGGGACGAAAAGCAGGAGAUUGAGAAUAUGAGCCAAAAUGAGGACAGUGAAAAAGAGUUAAGUAACAUAAGUAGUAGGUCUCAAACCGAAAUUGACACGGAGAACAAUGGCGGCGAAGAUGGUGAUUGCAGGGUCGAGAAAGGGGACAAUGAAGAGAAUGGGGAAGAAGCUGAGGAGGUUGAGAAUGUCAGCAAAAAUGAGGGUAGUGAAAAAGAGUCGAGUCGUAGAAGAAGUAGUAGUCAUAGGUUUCCUGUGAGGCCUGAGUCUGAGGAUUGUGCAUUUUUCCUCCGAACUGGGACUUGCAAGUUUGGGAUGAAUUGCAAGUUUAAUCAUCCUCCUAAUCAUAAGAAACUUCAGGGUGCUAAGGUGAAAACGAAGGAAGAAUGUGCCGGUUCUGCUACACAGAGGGUGAUCGAAAACUAUGAAUCUGCGGAUAAGGAACAAGUUGAUUGCAAGUACUUUGAUCGUCAAGGAGGGUGUAAGUUUGGGAAAGCUUGUAAAUUCAACCACAGCAAAAAAGUCAACUCUACCUUAAAGUUUAAUUUUUUGGGUUUGCCGAUUCGUCUGGGAGAAAAUAAGUGCCCUUUUUAUAUGCGCACCGGGUCUUGCAAGUUCGGAACAAAUUGUAGAUUUAACCAUCCUGACCCUACAUCUGCUGGAGGACCUGAUGCCUCUCCCAGAUACAGCAAUGGAGGAUCCAUCUUUUCACCUAAUGCCUCACAAUCGACUCUUGCACCCUGGUCUCCUACCGCUGUAAAUGAAAGUCCUUAUAUGCUGCCUUUGAUGUAUUCUCCAACUCAAGGUGUUCCUUCACAGUCAGAUUGGAAUGCUUACCAGGCUCCAGUAUAUCCACCUGAGAGGAGCGUUCACAUUCCACCAACAUAUGCAAUGCAUAGUAGUAUACAGGAAAGGCCGCAGCAGAUGCAUGGUGAUGACUUUCCAGAAAGACCUGGCCAACCCGAAUGCAGUUACUUCGUAAGAAACGGUGAUUGCAAAUACAGAUCUGCAUGUAAAUUUCACCAUCCCAAAAUUGCGACGGCUCAGUCACCGUCAUGUCUUCUCAGUGACUUGGGUUUGCCUCUAAGAUCUGGUGAAAAUGUUUGCAGCUAUUACAGUCGGUAUGGAAUUUGCAAGUACGGUCCUGCAUGUAAACAUGACCAUCCAAUAAACCAUGCACAUUCAUCUAUGUUGACUGUCUCAGCAGUAGAUCAACCUUCACUUUUAGGUCAACCGCCUGGCCGUGACAGCUGAAUCUUAAAUCCUGAAUCUGAAGCAUUUAACAUAUACAUUAGAAAUGUGAAAAAUGGCAUGUAAUGAUUAGUAUUAUUCAGGUUAGAAGGAACUAAAGAACUGGUUGAAGCUUAUGGGGAAAGCUUUUCCAAACGAAGGGUUGCUCGAAGAAAAAUUGUAAAUUAUGUUUCAGAUUAUGAUGUGUAAAUUAUCAACUCAAAAUUCCCAUAGUUGAAAACUUUAUAUGGAGGAGUUUUCACCUUCUGUCA